Glycine soja is the source of this 1196-nucleotide messenger RNA. Its product is annotated as protein ApaG-like. The coding region runs from base 170 to 967 and encodes 265 amino acids. Gene Ontology annotation, molecular function: protein binding. The transcript has 6 exons. NCBI's taxonomy places the organism in Eukaryota, Viridiplantae, Streptophyta, Magnoliopsida, Fabales, Fabaceae. The record is from RefSeq and is a predicted model, not a curated record.
UACAUUUCAAUUUAACAACUAAAGCCGCGGAAAAGGUUCUUUGCGUUGUGUUGCGUUGCAGUAGUGAGGUACGAUGAUUUGAUUUUGAUUUGGAUGGUUGCGCCAGAGGAAUAAUUAAUAACACUAAUAGGAUAGGUUUGUGGGGAAAAUUGGAAGCAUCGAUCGGAAAAUGCAAUCCUUAUCGUUAAGUAUGAGUCUGAGGAGUAGUAGUUUAGCGAAUUUUCUGUUGCUGAGUUCAGAGACGAGAGUGAGAAGAAGAAGAAGGAGUGUCAUCGUAGCGUGUGCUUUGGAGGGAGACAGUGGUAGCAGUAGCACAAGCUCCUUUCUCUCUCGGACCCAAACCUACGCCCUUCUUAAGCAACAAUUGCAAGUGGCUGCUAAAUCUGAGGAUUACAAGGAAGCAGCUAGAAUUCGAGACUCGUUGAAGCAAUUUGAGGACGAGGAGCCUGUUUUGCGUCUGAGGAGACUAUUGAAGGAAGCAAUUGCUGAAGAGAGAUUCCAGGAUGCUGCUAGUUACCGUGAUGAGCUAAACAAUAUUGCCCCACACUCUCUUUUAAAAUGUUGCAGCGAUGCUACAACAUUGGGAAUCAGGGUUCAAGUUAGGAGUGUAUAUAUAGAGGGCAGAAGUCAGCCUUCAAAGGGGCUAUACUUCUUUGCAUAUAGAAUAAGAAUUACCAAUAACUCAGACCACCCUGUUCAACUUCUUAGAAGGCAUUGGAUUAUAACUGAUGCUAAUGGGAGAACGGAAAAUGUCUGGGGAAUUGGAGUUGUUGGUGAACAGCCAUUAAUACUUCCUGGAAAUAGUUUUGAAUACUCUUCAGCAUGCCCACUGAACACACCAAAUGGUAGAAUGGAAGGUGAUUAUGAGAUGAUCCAUUUUGAAAGAGUAGGCUCACGAUCAUUCAAUGUGGCCAUUGCCCCGUUUUCUCUCUCUCUGCUUGGAGAUGAUGAAGGUUGUGUUAUUUGAAAUUGAACUGCUGCAUCACUUCUGCGACAUGUAAAUUAUUAUCAUUCUCAUCACCAUUCCGAAGUAUUAAAGCAGGCUAUUUGCUUUAUUAAGUGUAAAAUAUCUGAAUGUUACGACCAAAAAUGAUCAGCAUACAUUUGUAUUUUAUUGAAAUCAAGAAAGAAAUCAAUAUCAAUAUUUGUAGAAACCAAUAGCAGAAUUGAAUCAAUUGAUAAGGUAGUUUAACUGC